CACCACCACCCCACACACACACACGCACACGCUCCUCACUACGCCGCGCUCCCGCACUGUCGCUCUGAUCAGGGUGGAGCAGGCAGCCUCCGCCUCCUCCUCCUCCACCUCGGCGUCAGCGUGCUGCGGGAAGUCGCUCGCUCCCUCGCGGGGAAUGGUGGUCGGCGGGUGAAGCUUCUCUCCGCUCAGGAGACAUGGAGGACUCGGAGAGCGCCGCGGAUGACGGACUGCUGGCCACCUGGCGAUGGAGCCGCAACGCGCGGGAGCAGGUACAGCUGAAGCAGAAGAUCAGAGACCUGCCCGGUUUACUGAAGCACGGCUUGCAUCUGAGGAAGAAGAGCCAGUCACCUGACACCGUCCCCGGACCCAGCGCUGGCGUCCACAGCAAAUCCAAGCAGUCAUGCUCUCAGAGUUUUCCGUGCGCAGGCCGCGCACUGAGAAACGCAUUCCUGUCCCACGGCCCGUAUCCAGCCAAAGACAAGAUCCACUUGGCACGGAUCAUCAGGAGGAGUUAUGUAGGUGUGGAGCUGGUGCAGUGGCUGCUGGAGCAGUGUGUGUUUGUCCAGUGCAGGAUGAUGGCAGCGCGGGUUUGGCAGGUGCUGCUGGAGCUCGGCAUUCUGCACUCAGUGGACCAGCGAGUGGUGUUCGAAGACUCCAACACGUACUACCAGUUCUCGUUCGAGGAGUGUGAUGCGCAGGGUUGUGAGUUUCGCUCGGAGGAGGAGUGGCAGAACGGAGUCAGACUGCUCAUGCAGCUUGUCCCCUACGUCCAGUUCAGGGUGGUCAGUCCUCCCGAAGAGGAUCCUGAAGGAAAACGAGAUAUCUGCGGAGAAAUUCUGCAGAUGAAAGCUUUGGAAAGGCUUACAUCCACGGUACAAAAUGAACUAGCUGCUGCGCUGGCAAGGAAAGCGAGGAAAUCAAUGUCUGAGGACGACAGUUCUGAAACAGGAGAAAGUUCUCCUCAAGAACCACAGAAGCCAAGUGAAGACAAAGUCAAGCAGGGUGGUGUGUGCGCGCUGAGGUCCCCGGACGAGUUUUCACGCCUGGAGAUGGUGCAGAGGCUGGCCAAGGACGGUUGCCGCUUCCUCCAGAACCAGAACUACAGACUACCUGAACGCUCUGCACAGGCGCAGGGCGAGGCAGCGGUGCGGGUGUGUUUGAAGGAGAGGGGUCAGGAUGUGCUGGUGCUCCAGAGAGUGGCGUCUGAUCGAGCAUCGCCUCAAACAGCGGGAGGAGUCAAAGAGGAUGACGGCGAAAGGAGGUACGUGGUGGUGUCUGGGACACCCCAUAAGAUCCUGGAGCACCUGCUGAGUGAUCUGAGGCUGGACGAACACCAGGGGGCGACGGAGGGCAAAGAAGCCGAGAUGCUGCUGGAUGACUUUUUGCUCACCUAUCUCGUGUUCAUGUCCACCAACGAUCUCUGCCAGGCGCUGCUCGGCCAUUACUGCACCAAGCGCUGCCGUGGUAAGGAGGAAGGAAAGGAGGCCCUCUACAGGAAGAGGAAGGUCCUGCACCUCGUCUCCCAGUGGAGCUCUCUGUAUAAAGACUUCCUGCGGGAGGAGGAGCAUGUCAAACUGUUCAUGAAGACACUGUACCGUUACGUGCUGGAGGACGUCUAUGAGUUCCCCACACUGGAGAAGGACCUGAAGGAGUUCCAGAAACUUCUGCGCCGCAGACACACUGUGGAUGAUUAUUCACCUCACCAGAAGAACAAAGCUCUUUUCCAGCAGCUGAGUCUGAGGGAGAAUGGUGUCCAGCUCCGUGGAGCACACAGUGACCACCGAGAAGUAAUGUGUCAUGUGUACGUGAGCUCAGACUCUUAUUUGAGUGUGAGAGUGAGGACGACAGUAGUGGCUCAGGAGCUCCUGCAUGUCGUGGCUCAGAGGAUGGAGAAACCUGUAGAGGACAUGGUGCUGGUGGCCCAGACCUACAGUGGAGAGAAACGCGUCCUGCAGCCUCACGACUGCAUUUUCUCCGAGACUCUGGCUCUUCCUGGGAGACUGAUGGCCUGCUGGAGAGACCUGAAUGAGAUUCUGCCUCCUCUAACAGACUGUGUGGAAUUGGCACAGCGGCCGUCGCGUCUCCUCGGCAUCAACACGUGGGACGUGUCUGUGGCGCUCACCAACCUCGACUGGAGUCUCUUCAACUCCGUACACGAGCAAGAGCUGGUGUACUACACGUUCAGUCGGCAGGCGAGCAGUGGCCACACGGUGGCGCUGGAGCAGCUCCUGCAGCGCUGUAAUGAGGUUCAGCAGUGGGUCAUGUCCGAGGUCCUGCUGUGUCCUUCGCUCGGAAAACGAGUCCAGCUGCUCAAGAAGUUCAUCAAGAUCGCUGCGCACUGUAAAGCACAGAGGAAUCUGAACUCCUCCUUUGCAAUCAUUAUGGGCCUAAACACAGCAGCAGUGAGUCGACUCAAUCAGACCUGGGAGAAAGUUCCUGGAAAAUUCAAGAAGCUUUUCUCUGAACUCGAGUUAUUAACUGACCCGUCUCUAAACCACAAGGCCUACAGAGACGCCUUCAGGAAGAUGAAGCCGCCUAAAAUCCCCUUCAUGCCUCUGCUGCUUAAAGACAUUACUUUCAUUCAUGAGGGAAACAAAACAUUUCAUGAUAAUCUCGUCAACUUUGAGAAGCUGCACAUGAUUGCAGACACCGUCCGUCUCAUACGCCACUGUCAGACUGAACAAACCGGAAGUGAAGUUGCCCAGAGCGACAGCGCGGACGUGAGAUCCAGCGUGCACUACCUUCACAUUAUUGACAAUCAGCAGACUCUUUUUGAGCUGUCGCACAGACUGGAGCCCAGAGCGUAACGCCACAACCUGCUGAAUGUUCACUAGAAAUGCGGCAGCAUCUUCUUACUGCUGCCACCAUGUCACGUUUGCUACGUCUUUCUUUCGUCUUUGUAAGCAGAUUCGCACAGAGGGAUCACGUCAAAUUCCUCAGCACUGACUGAACAAACUGUCUCAUUUUGGUGGCAUGCACUCCUUUGACCAAUAGAUGGAGAGGUUGAGCCCCUUCAUGAAUAAAUACCAAUAGGAGUUAGAUUAGAAUCCUGUGGUGUUUAUAAUGCUUUUAUUGUCUCUGCUGAGUCAAUAUUCACUAGUCGAUAUGUGGACGAGCCAAAUGACACAACGUCAGAUGUAUGAAGAUUUUUGAAGUUGCUACUUUUUUCAAUGUUAUAUAGCACGUCUUUUUUCCUGGAGCUCCACACCGGAGCGUACUGUGCUGUUAUUUUAUGUAUGUGUCAACUAUAUUACAGUUGAGAAGUAAUAUCGGGACACGACCCAAGCGUCCGAGUCGUCACACGAGUUUUCAGGGACAUGCCUGAGAUCCAGGCCUCGAUACGGAGUGAAAAAGCAGGACAGAGACGAGCAUGUGCUACGUCUGGACCCAGAGAUGUCAAAUCCAUGCUUAAUACAGACUUUGUAAUUCUAAAUAUCGUCAGUCGUUGUGAUAUUUGUUUGAAUCUUUUCAGCGGAAGUGGUUUUAGCCCAGCUUCCGUAACACAGUAUUAUUAUCGGAUACAUGGUUCUUUUUCUUCUGUGCAAUGCUUCAGACUCCUGAUGCAGUCGUUAACAGAGUGCAGUGUUCGUUUCUCGCUUCACAUGAGCCAUCAGGUUUACUUUCUCUGAUGCCACAUUGGACUGAAUCAAUUUAAGCAGGAGGCUAUUUAAUUUUUUUUUUUUUUGUUGCAUGUGUGCACAUAAUGUAAUUGCACUUAUUAUAUCUUUGUUUAUACAGUAAUGUGUAAUAUUGUAUAUAAGUUUAUAAAUGUACAAGUUUAUCGUGAAGCAUCUGCAUACAUAUUCGAUUUCUGUGCCAAAUAUUAUUAUGGGAGAGUGAUUUAAUAUUUAACAUUAAAAAUUGUGAAACCUUAGCCUUAUGUGCAGCUAUUAGAUUUUGCAAAAAUGCCCAGACGUUCAUUUAUUGGGUUUAUAUAUAUAUAUAUAUAUAUAUAUAUAUAUAUAUAUAUAUAUAUAUAUAUAUAUAUAUAUAUAUACAUAUAUAUAUAUAUUUCUUUUUUGGUCUAUGGGGAGUCCAUUUGUCUCAUUUUUAAUGCCCUCCACUGGCUGGACUCUUAAAGGGAUCACUGAAAAUAUUUAAAUUCAACACUGACACUCUUUUGAGAGGAGUAUGAUUUAAAAAUAAAAUAAAUAAAAAGAAAGAAAGCCAUGAAUCUUUUACAGUAUUUUUGGCUCGAAUAAAUAAACACCGCACAUUUCUUACUGACAUUUUUAUGCCGUUACAGGACUGAGGCAUUGUUAUUAUAAUUAUUUAUUAUUUUGUUUUGUUAUUUAUGUUUGACGAAGGAUGAUAACAGAGUAUCAUUUGUACAAAUCUCCAGUUAUAUAUAUAUAUAUAUAAAACUAUACUGUAAUAUUUUAAUAUGCUAAAUUGUACGUUUUUUUUGCAGUAACCUGGUGAAAAGAGGUGACUCGACUCAUCAAGUGUUGGGGGGAACUGUUUUAAAGGCUUAUUGUAUUUUGUUGCUGUUUAAUUUUUUCACACCAUGUCAGCUGGUUUGCAUGUGGUAAACACACCGACACACGAAGAUGAAAACCGCAAUCAUAAAUAUAAAUAGAUAAGCUCUGUAUUAUUUAUGUAUCAAAAAACGCAAAAUGCAAAGCAAUAUGGUUCCCUUUUGUGUGUUUUCCUUCGUUGCUAUAGAAACCACAUACAACUUUUCUAUAAUAUGCAUUUUUACAGCAAAUGAGUGAAUAAAACAUUUAUGUAAUAUUA
This is a messenger RNA of Pangasianodon hypophthalmus (striped catfish), 4737 nucleotides long. It is a transcript of the gene rapgef5a, whose product is annotated as Rap guanine nucleotide exchange factor (GEF) 5a. Lineage: Eukaryota; Metazoa; Chordata; Actinopteri; Siluriformes; Pangasiidae. Gene Ontology annotation, cellular component: plasma membrane. The transcript is spliced from 26 exons. Gene Ontology annotation, biological process: Ras protein signal transduction; positive regulation of GTPase activity. Bases 195 to 2807 code for a protein of 870 amino acids. Gene Ontology annotation, molecular function: guanyl-nucleotide exchange factor activity. The record is from RefSeq and is a predicted model, not a curated record.